Molecule: messenger RNA, 541 nt
Organism: Pyricularia grisea
Lineage: Eukaryota; Fungi; Ascomycota; Sordariomycetes; Magnaporthales; Pyriculariaceae
Exons: 2
Coding region: 1-285 (94 amino acids)
Source: RefSeq, a predicted model, not a curated record
AUGUCCUCCACCACCGUCCCCAAGCGCGCUCCCACCCUCAAGAUCGCGCUCGGCGAGUCCAGCUUCUCCUUCGACCGCUCCUCCUCGGCCAUCUCCCCCUCAUCGGCCACCAAGCCCAGCCCUGCCGCCUGGAGCAUUGAGCAGCCUCGGCGCAAGUCGUCGAGCGGCUCUUCUUACGCCGGCUCCUACCAGGGCACGCGCUGCCACUGCUGUGGCACCAUGUUUGUCAUCAGCAACAAGUGCAUCAACCGUCAGUGCAGCCACGUCUCGUGCGAGCAGUCGUGAGUACGUAAAAAGUAUAGGAAGAUUUUUUUUUUUCUCGCAUGGACCAUGGACCCAAAAACACCAAAAAAACAUCUCAUUAGAAAGGGGGGCGAUGAUUACGUGGAAUCCGAUUUCUCCCGAAGCCUGCAAAAUGUCUUGGCAAAUUUCCGCUCAAACCCAAUAAUUUUUUUCUCCCUCUCUCUCUCAUCUGGGCUUUCGUUACUAAAAGUUCCGUAGAAGGGCCGCCAUGAAAUUGAAACCGACACAGGCCAACGAG